This is a messenger RNA of Styela clava, 2376 nucleotides long. NCBI's taxonomy places the organism in Eukaryota, Metazoa, Chordata, Ascidiacea, Stolidobranchia, Styelidae. The record is from RefSeq and is a predicted model, not a curated record.
UCAUAUUGCGAUGGCUUCAUGAAAAAACUUUAUAUAUAUGCUGCUAUAAAUAUGGUAUAACUUUAAUUUUAGGAUACAGUGUAUAUCAUAAUUUAGAAUAUCAUACUUGUUACAUAAGCAUGAAAGAACAACAACUCACAAAACUUCGUCCAAGUGAAAUUUAUUUCACGAUGACAUAUAUACCAAACACAUUCAAGAUGGGCCCUGACACUCACGGACGGGUUCACAAAAACACACGGAUACAGGAUAUGAUUGACUUAAUCAAACUAGGAGAAAGAAAAGUUGAAGAUAUCCCCACAAUGAAAGUAUUUUCUCACAAUGGUCAAUGGAAAACGUUGAAUAAUCGGAGACUGUACUUGUUUCGUAUGUUAGAAAAAGAUGGAGUUCUGACUCACAUCAGGGUUGAAAUAAUUAAGCAUCGUCAUUGCGAAAAUGAAACCUAUAAAGCCGGAGAUUUUUAUAUUCCUAAGAAACAUUGGGGAAAUAAAUGGUCACAUUGGUUCCGCAGUAUAUUGUGUGCUGUAGUCAUAGUAUUUGUUAUUUCUUUGGUUGUUGCGAUUGUUUUAGUUACAUGUUAAAAUGCUGUUCAAUUUAUAAUUUCAUUAAAUUUUCUUGCCGUGGCCAUGUGUGCUGCUAUUUUUGUAGUGUUACCCAAAGUUUGAAAAAAUAGUAACAAUGCGAUGUAGCCCGUUGAUUUUCAAUAGUAGUUGGUAAUGAUUGAUAGCGAAACACCAAUUGGGGAUUUCUAUUUUAUGGAAACUAAUAAUUGUCUCGAUCCAUUUUGGCAUAAAAAGGAGCGAAAACACCAAUAUUUUAUAGCUUGAUAAGAAUGCAAACAGACAGGUUUUUCGUCCUCCAGGGUUCUCAGUUUCAGACAUUCUUUUUAGGUUUUUCAAGAUUAUUUUUCAAAUAUUUAUUCAUCGUGACAAAAAUGAUUGAUUGAACGUGAGGUAAGAUGUAUGAAUCACGUUGGCAGACUGCCACCACUGAUAAAUUCUAAAAAAGGCUUAAUAAAGUUCUGUUAUACUGGCUUUGAACUUUAAAACGAGAUUCAGAGAUUUUUAGAGUUCGUGUCGUGCAGGGUGAAUUUUGAUUUCUAAUUUGUUUUCAUGAUUUAUUGUAUAUCAUGAAUAUUUCAUUCUGAAUGAAUUGAGAAGCAACAAUUUGACGCGAAUGCCUGAUUGUCUUUCACAAAACACAAGUGAACAAGAAAAUAUAUUUCUAGCCCAUUCUGCUGAUAUAUUAGAAAAUAUAAAAAAUAAUUAUGUUGAAUUAUGGCGACAUUACGUUUACAUUUAUAUUUUACUCAUAAUGACUGCAAAAAUUGUAUUUAAGCACAUUUCACGAAGUGUUAAUUAGAAAAAAUUUUUGCAUUUUUUUUAUUUUGAAUAAGAUUUAAUUUUAUUUCUAUUUCAUUUUUUUACUAUUUUCUGUGUGGAAUUUUUAACUCACAAUCUUUCACGAUCUUUGUUACGGUCUUCGGGAUGCUAAAUGAUUGAUGAAACUUUUUAUUGAAAAACAAAGAUCAGGAACAGUUACCGCAAACAUUCCGACGAUUGGUGAUAAUUCCUCUUCUCGAAAAUAAUGAAGACGAAAAAUGACGCGAUCAUACACAUACGAGAAAGGUGAAAAAAUCUAUAAAAGCAAUGCAUAUCCACAUGCAUACAAUGCGCAAAUCGCGAAAGAAGUUCACAAUGAAUCUGUAUGUGUUGUCGAUUUUUUUGGUGGCUGGAAUACAAAUAUCUGGAUCGAGUGCUCAAGAAUUUAUUCCUACUGAGUUUUUCAAACAAUUUGAUGACGAGGUAUCUCCAAACGAAGCUUCAAUGUUUGAUUUUCCGAUGGAGAAAGGCUUUGAUCGUCACAAGCAUAAAAGAUGCGCUCGUUUCAGAUAUUCGUCUCCUCCAGAAGACUCCUGUGAUGUUCAUCGGUCGCCCUCUGGAUCUUGCAGAAGUAGAAAAUGUACUCAAGCUUCUUACUACGGAUCGUCUAAAUGCAUGAAACAAGUCAAACUUUAUAGACCAUUUUACCACGGAGGUGUCGAAUGCAUUUCCGCGACUAAAGCAUGCUCAGGCAGCGAUGCCGACCCAACGAUGUAUCCGAUGCCUCGUGAAAAUCUUAUGUAUCCGGAACCGGUUGAAGCCAAUGAUGAAGUGGGCAAUGGGUGUGAAUGUCAGACUAUCUGGUUUCUUCGCCAAAUACACACAAUUUAUGAAAUCGAAGAAAUGGGGAAAUUGUUUAAAGGAAAUGUUACAGUGAAAAUUCCAAGGAAAUGUGAAUGUAGAAGGAAGAAGAUACAGAUGGGUCCUAAUUAUGGACGAUAAAAAUAUAUUCAAACAGUGCAAUUUUGUCGUUUUAAAAAAAACUGAAAACGACGAU